ACAUUAGAAGCCAGGUGUACGGACGUGGAGCUGCUCGAAUUUCAGCAGAUGCGGGAAAUUUAGUGUUCAGGUCACUAUUUUCGGAGCUGUAUAUUUGAAAACUGGGAACAUUUAUUAGGAUCUGGAGGCAGAGGAUUAAUUUAUGACAAUGGCACCUCAACAAAAAGGCAAGCAAGGCACGAAAGGCCAGAAACAGAUUUAUGAGGAGAAUAUCGCAACCCUGAGCUUUUACCGAAAUAUUGCUCUCGGGGCAACUGGAUCUUUUGCACUCGUCACUGCCAUUUUCUUUGAAAUCUUCACCACAUCAAAUAUUCUCCUGUUCAUCUUUGCCACUAUCAUAUACACUGGAGGUUACAUGUUCAUGGGGAUGAUGGCCAAAGCCUCUCUUACAGAAACGGGCCAACUCCUAGACGCUGGACUUGACCUUAAUAUGCAAGACGGAGUUGCAGAGCAUGUUAAGGAUAUGGUCAUUUUGACAGCAUUUUGCCAAGUGUUUUCACUCUUCUCGAAUUACGCCUGGUUUUUCUGGCUGCUGGCUCCUGGUCGAGCUCUGUGGCUGCUGUGGGGCAGUGUUAUUCAGCCCUGGCUGACACAAUCAAAUGACCAGCAGCAACCAGAGGAGAAUGAAAAGAAGCAGAAGAAGAUGGAGAGGAAGAUGAGGAGGAUGCAGUGAAAUUCCAGCGAAUGACAAUUUGUUCAAACUUCAACAGUGGACCUCAAUCAAUCAAUUUAAAUAUAUACUUUGGCAUAAUCUGUGCGACUGAAGCCAUGGUACUCUCCAGGCAGAAAUCUAAAAUCUUAGCCAUCCUCGACAUCAAAUCUCUUCGAUACAUCAAUGAACGCCGAUUGUUCUGUACUUAUUACGCCAAUUUCUAACUUUUAGAAGACUUUUUGAAGAGCUUUGAAACUGAUUUUGAUCGUAUUAGCAAUGAUUGGUCAAUAGCUUGUUCUUCCCUAUAGCGAGAUCUAGCUUAGUUAAUAGAUUGGUGAAUAUUUGUUAAGCCAACAUGGUAGGUAAAUAAUAUUCUCAGAAUACGUCGCAGCGCCUUUUGUAAAUAAACGAAAUUAUGUAUCUGCGGUAGCUUGCAUGAUUUCGCCCAAUUUGAAGGAAUCCACAAUUAGCUGACAGAUGUUUUGAACGGAAAUCUUCAAAACAAACUUGUUUUUUUAAUAAUUAUUGUUACUUUGUUUUUGGUUGCUCAAGAUUGAUGGUUUAUAACUUUCAAUAAUAAAAUUAACAAAAGUUAAAUUUGA
Cloeon dipterum is the source of this 1254-nucleotide messenger RNA. Its product is annotated as transmembrane protein 208. Bases 143 to 673 code for a protein of 176 amino acids. The record is from RefSeq and is a predicted model, not a curated record. Lineage: Eukaryota; Metazoa; Arthropoda; Insecta; Ephemeroptera; Baetidae. Gene Ontology annotation, cellular component: intracellular membrane-bounded organelle. The transcript has 5 exons. Gene Ontology annotation, biological process: vacuolar protein processing.